CCAGAAACACAUUUAACAGCACCCACGACGCCGAAGAUAUCGCGCCGCAGACUCACAGUAUUGCUGGCUGUCACGCCGCCCUCACUACAUCGGAUGGAGUUCCACGAAUAAGGCUAAACCCUCGAGGCCUCUGCCAUCUGACCCUUACCAAACCGCGCCAGAAGCCCAAUUUCUAAGCCGAUCGAACGACAUUACUUCUUUCCGCCUGCUCUUCGACCUGUCCCAGGAGAUUGUCGUAGCUGGUUGGGAUUGGAAGUACACCAGGCGUGUGUGAGAUCCGUACGGCAUCACAAAAAGCACAAGUGACGGGAAUCCAUCAUGGCAUCCUCGGCGGCAGCGGGCUUCUUGAGCCGCGGCUCGUCAGGAAAUAAUGCGAAUAUGCGUGGACUGGUGCAGUUCAUUGCGGAUUUGAGAAAUGCAAGGGCAAGAGAAUUGGAGGAGAAGAGGAUCAACAAGGAGCUGGCGAAUAUAAGGCAGAAAUUCCGAGACGGAAACCUGAAUGGGUACCAUAAGAAGAAAUAUGUUUGCAAGCUGCUCUAUAUAUACAUUUUGGGAUGGAACGUCGACUUUGGACAUCUGGAAGCUGUCAACCUCAUUUCCGCGACCAAGUAUUCCGAAAAGCAAAUCGGAUACCUUGCUAUGACCCUAUUUCUCCACGAGCAGCACGAGCUAUUACAUUUGGUUGUCAACAGUAUUCGGAAAGAUCUUACGGACCACAAUGAGUUGUACAACUGUUUGGCAUUGCAUGCCAUUGCCAACGUUGGGAGUAGGGAGAUGGGGGAGGCAUUGAGUGGCGAAGUUCACAGGCUUCUGAUUUCACCUACCUCUAAGUCGUUCGUGAAGAAGAAAGCGGCUCUGACUCUCCUUCGGCUAUAUCGCAAGCACCCUGAUAUCGUGCAGCCGCAAUGGGCAGAGAGAAUAAUAUCUCUGAUGGACGAUGCCGACAUGGGAGUUGCCCUUUCAGUUACCUCUCUUGUUAUGGCACUAGCUCAAGACCAACCCGAUCAAUACAAAGGUAGCUACGUCAAAGCGGCAUCAAAAAUGAAGAGAAUUUUGGUCGACGGAGAGUACGCUUCAGACUAUUUGUACUACAAAGUACCAUGUCCGUGGAUACAGGUAAAGCUGCUGCGAUUACUGCAGUACUACCCGCCGUCAGAUGAUACCCAUGUACGAGACUUGAUUCGAGAAUCCCUUCAGAAAAUCCUUAAUUUGGCGUUGGAGAUGCCUAAAAAUGUCCAGCAGAACAAUGCACAGAAUGCUGUUUUGUUCGAAGCUAUCAACUUAAUUAUUCACCUGGACACUGAACAAGCAUUGAUGAAACAGAUCUCACAUAGAUUGGGCAAGUUCAUCCAAUCGAGGGAAACGAAUGUUCGAUAUCUGGGACUGGAGGCCAUGACGCAUUUGGCUGCAAGAGCAGAAACCCUGGAUCCAAUCAAACAACAUCAGGGUAUUAUCAUCAGUUCGCUUAAAGACAGAGAUAUCAGUGUACGGCGGAAAGGCCUCGAUCUCCUUUACAGCAUGUGUGAUCAGACGAACGCGCAGCCAAUCGUUGGCGAGCUCCUUCAAUAUCUACAGAAUGCAGAUUUUGCCAUUCGCGAGGAGAUGGUUUUGAAGAUUGCUAUCCUGACGGAAAAGUAUGCGACAGAUAUCCAAUGGUAUGUCGACAUCUCCCUGCGGCUCAUCGCAAUGGCAGGCGAUCACGUAAGUGAUGAGGUGUGGCAUCGAGUGAUUCAAAUCGUUACAAAUAACGAGGAGCUGCAAGUCUAUGCCGCGCAAAACAUCCUGCAAUAUGUCAAGGCGGACCACUGUCACGAAACUCUCGUCAAAAUUGGCGGAUAUAUCCUGGGCGAGUUUGGCCAUCUCAUUGCUGAGGACAAAGGGUGCAGUCCUAUCGAACAGUUCAUUGCACUUCAAGGGAAACUUCAGGGCUGCUCAUCCCCAACCAGAGCAAUCAUCUUGUCUUGUUUCAUCAAAUUCGUCAACUUGUUUCCAGAGAUCAAGCCGCGACUGAUGUACGUUUUCGAAGCUUACAGCCACACGCUGGACUCCGAAUUGCAACAACGUGCUUGCGAAUACUUUGCACUUGCAAGCUUGCCAUCAGAUGAUCUACUCCGGACAGUUUGCGACGAAAUGCCGCCGUUUCCUGAGCGUCAAUCUGCACUCCUGUCUCGCCUUCACCAAAAACACGCCAAUACUAGUGAUAAGAGGACUUGGGUAGUCGGAGGCAAAGAUGCCAAUGCAAAUGAGAAAGACUUCAACCUGACCAAGAAUCCUGGCCUCAAACGAGCUUUCAGUGCAAAUGGCGCUGCAGGUGGGGCAAAUGGUUCAUCAAACGGAGCCGCGAUCAACGGUACGAACGGACAUGCCAAGGGUCAUAAUGAUCUUGCUGGUUUGAACAUGAUGGAUGCUGGCCCAUCGGAGCCCAAGACUCUCAAAGCACCUAAUCUUGCCAGCGCAGCUCAUCUUUCUCCCGACUGGGAGCUCGGCUACAACAAGCUUCUUCUCAAAGCAGAAGGCGUUCUGUAUGAGGAUGGUCAGAUACAGAUUGGUGUACGAUCAGAGUACCGCGGACAAAUGGCCUGUGUAAUAUUGUACUUCUCAAACAAAGCUCCAAUAGCUGUGAGUUCUUUUACAACAACACUUGACCUGGAGCCUUCGGAAAAGGAGAACCUGAGUUGGGAGGUCAAAGGACUACCAGAGAGCACCAUACUUGAGGGUGCUCAAAGCCAGCAAAUGAUCAUGUUCGAGGCCAAGAAGGUCUUCGAGAAGAGUCCCACCAUCAGAAUCAGCUACUUGGCUGGAGCGUUACAGGCUUUGACGCUCAAAAUUCCUGUGACGAUCCACAAAUUCAUGGAUCCUGCAGAGCUUUCAGCAGAGGAUUUCUUCAAGCGUUGGAAGCAAAUUGGAGGUGCUCCUCGUGAAGCACAACGCAUAUUUGGGGUGAGAGGUGGGAAAGGUGGUGAUCGUGAGAUCAAUGACGGCUUUAUCAGAAGAACCAUCGAUGGCUUCAGAUGGGGUAUACUUGAUGGUGUUGACCCCAAUAAGAAAAACUUUGUUGGAGCGAGUGUCCUACACACAGGUGAAGGUGGAAAGUUCGGUUGUCUGCUCCGACUUGAGCCUAAUUACUCAACGGGCGUAAGUUCAACAUUUUUCUACAGCCUUGGUAUGGACACAUAUGCUAACACAAUGUUUCCAGAUGGUCCGUCUUACGAUUCGCGCUACGGACGAAAGUGUUCCCCCAAUAAUGAUUCAGACGAUGCAAGAGCGUCUUGAAGUGGGCGAGUCUAUUCACGCGGAGGCUGCUGAACCUCCAAGCCGGAGGGAAAUAUCAGAUGCAUUUGGUAAUGUGCUAGUGUCGUAAGUUGGGGUGCACUUCGAGCAAGGCGAAUUUUCUGUUGAAUGGAUGGGUCUAGGGAGCGUCAUUAGUACGGUACAUAGUUGUUGUGCAUUUAAUGGAGUUCCUGUUGAUCACUUUCGUGUUCACUACACGCUUUGAGGCAAUCGUUUAUCGAGCACUUGCAAUCGGCCGUACUUCCUUUUGUGAGUUUCUGU
Cadophora gregata is the source of this 3552-nucleotide messenger RNA. RefSeq lists its product as uncharacterized. Gene Ontology annotation, biological process: intracellular protein transport; clathrin-dependent endocytosis. Gene Ontology annotation, molecular function: clathrin-cargo adaptor activity. The transcript is spliced from 6 exons. Lineage: Eukaryota; Fungi; Ascomycota; Leotiomycetes; Helotiales; Ploettnerulaceae. The record is from RefSeq and is a predicted model, not a curated record. Bases 319 to 3273 code for a protein of 984 amino acids. Gene Ontology annotation, cellular component: AP-2 adaptor complex; membrane coat.